GGGUCCGCAGAGACCCAAGGUGGGAGGGCGGCCGAGGAGAGAGGGGGAGCGAUUCACCCCGGGAGCUGUGGAUUGCAGGAACAGAUCAAAUGUUGGGAAGAUGUCCGAGACGAGUUCCAUCAGCUCUGGUUCGACGGUGGGUUCCGGGAACCGGGUUUUACAGCUGGCGAGCAGGGGAGAGUGGGCAACUCUGGAGCAGGCAUUGAAAAGCAUUGACAAGGGGGACCGGGACAUCUCCCACACAGACGAGGAUGGGAGGACCGCCUUACACAUUGCUGCGGCACAUUCAAAGGAGGAAAUCAUUCGUCUGCUCCUGGCAAAGAAAUGGGACCCUAAUCUCACUGGAGGGCACAAGGAUCAGUUGCCUCUACAUUUUGCUGCCGGGAGGACGAGUGGUACUCUCAACAUAGUACAGAUGCUGCUGAAGUCCUCAAACAAAGAUGCUCGAUUGAUGCAAGAUAAGGAUGGGUGCAUUCCCUUGUUUCUAAGUGCUGAAGCCAGUAAUAUUGGAGUCUGCAAGGAACUUCUUGGAAUUAAUGCUGAUCUGCAACUCAGGACACAGCGAAAGGAUAAUGGUGACACAGUCUUACAUGUUUGCUGCAGAAAAAAAGAUGUAGAGUUGGCCAAACUCAUGGUGGAAUUUGGUGCUGGUGCUGAUUUUCAAAAUGUGAGUAAGCACUGGUAUAGAACAACGUUGACAAAUUACACAGUGACCUUAUAA
This is a messenger RNA of Amblyraja radiata (thorny skate), 721 nucleotides long. Its product is annotated as ankyrin repeat and SOCS box protein 18-like. Bases 101 to 721 code for a protein of 206 amino acids. The transcript is spliced from 5 exons. NCBI's taxonomy places the organism in Eukaryota, Metazoa, Chordata, Chondrichthyes, Rajiformes, Rajidae. Gene Ontology annotation, molecular function: protein binding. The record is from RefSeq and is a predicted model, not a curated record.